AUGUGGCUAGACCGCUUCUCGAACGCGUCGACCUCGAACUCAAGCACUCCAAGCCGGUAUCGCUCACCCGGCCCACGACAACCAAGUCAACUAGCACAACCUCAAGGAAAUGGGCUAGGUAUUGGUGUUGGCAGGACAAACUCCAGUACUUCUCUAGAUCUUGGUUUCUCCCCGAACUCGUCCAAUGUUUCCCUCCCGUUGCUCCAGAGGCAACUGACGGCCUCAAAUCUACGGCAAGAGCACAAGCCACCACCAGAAGAUGUGAUAGAUCCAGUCGACGUCUUGCAGCAUAUACUUGGGCCAGCAAGAAGACAUCAGGGUUCCGAAGCACAAGGUGGCCAUGGGUCAGAGCCAGAAGCUGAGAUCGAAUUUAAUGGAUUGAGUCUACAGGACUACAUAGGGCAAGAUGGCGAGGAGAUUACGCCGAAAGUCGUCACUCCUGCUGCCAGACCCAAAGUCGAAAGAAAGGUAUUGGAGGAUUUCCAGACCUCGGUCUUCGCAGUCGAUGCCCUCCUCAAUUCUGUCGAGUCCUAUCUUUCCGAUUUCAAGGCCGAAUUAGGCCAGGUCUCCGCCGAAAUCGAGUCUCUACAAGCCCGUUCGAUUCAUCUCAAUGCGCAGCUUGAUAACCGCCGAAAAGUCGAGCAGUUGCUCGGCCCGGCUGUCGAAGAUAUCAGCUUGUCUCCCCGUACGAUCCGUGCCAUCUCUGAGGGACUCAUCGACGACACUUUCGCGAAAGCGUUAACAGAGAUAGAAGCCAGACAGCUCAAUGUUGACGAGAAAAUAAAGAGCCGUGGCCAAACAAAGGCAGCUGAGGACAUCAAACCCUUACUGGAAGACCUGAAGUCUAAGGCAGUAGAAAGAAUUCGUGACUACCUGGUAACCCAGAUCAAGUCGCUACGCUCUCCGAACAUCAAUGCUCAAGUUAUCCAGCAGCAGUCAUUUCUCAAAUACAAGGAACUAUACCCUUUUCUGGCGAGAGCUAAUUCUCAGCUUGCCAGCGAUAUUGGCCAAGCUUAUGUCAACACAAUGAAGUGGUACUAUAGUAGCAAUUUUGCUCGGUACAAUGCUGCUCUUGAAAAAAUGCCACUCCACAACAUAGAUCAGAAUGACUUGCUGGCUUCUGAACCCACGCCACGAAAACAAAAUGUUCUCGGAUCGUCUAAAGGAUCACAGCCACAAUACGAUGCCUUCAAUCUCGGCCGCCGAGCUGAUUACCUAAAGUUUAAGGACGACAGAGCACUUCCCUCUCAUCUUGCUGAAGACGGCAAGACAACCUCUUACAUAGAAGUCCCUUUCCGCAAUUUCAAUCAAGUCCUCCUUGACAACCUGUCGGCUGAGUACUCCGCUGUGACUGAACUCUUCUCAACUAGCUCUUACCACCAAGUUGCGAGACGUGUUGCAGAGAUUUUCGAGCCUACCUUCACUUUAGGCAACCAUUUGACCAAGCGUCUUAUCGAAACAACGACCGACUGCCUGGGUAUAUUGAUUUGUAUUCGUCUGAAUCAGCAAUAUGCCUUCGAAGCACAACGACGCAAAGUGCCUGUCAUGGACGACUAUGUAAACUAUACUAACAUCCUUCUCUGGCCGCGCUUUCAAAAAGCAAUGGAUAUGCAUGUUGAUUCCUUAAAGAAAGCGCCAACUUCUGCAAACCGCGGAGCUGCCGCAGCCUUUUCCCUCGUUGGUGGUGCCGCCAGCACGUCAAAUACUGUUGCACCUCACCCAAUCACUCAGCGUUUUGGUCAAUUCCUGCAUGGUUUGCUAACUUUGAGCCCUACCACUGGCGAUGAUGAGCCACUCGCUCACAGUCUGACAAGAUUGCGUACUGAGUAUGAGGCGUUGAUGGGCAAGUUGGCGAAAGGAGCUGGAGACGCCAGUAAGCGCAAUCGCUUUCUGUUCAACAAUUAUACUCUUGUCAUGACCAUCAUUAGCGACACACAAGGAAAGUUGGCCGAGGAACAGAAUGAAUAUUUCAGCAACCUAGUCCGAGACUUCAAGACGAGAUGA
Lithohypha guttulata is the source of this 2004-nucleotide messenger RNA. It is a transcript of the gene VPS52, whose product is annotated as Vacuolar protein sorting-associated protein 52. Gene Ontology annotation, biological process: Golgi to vacuole transport; endocytic recycling; retrograde transport, endosome to Golgi. Gene Ontology annotation, molecular function: syntaxin binding. The transcript has a single exon. The record is from RefSeq and is a predicted model, not a curated record. NCBI's taxonomy places the organism in Eukaryota, Fungi, Ascomycota, Eurotiomycetes, Chaetothyriales, Trichomeriaceae. The coding region runs from base 1 to 2004 and encodes 667 amino acids. Gene Ontology annotation, cellular component: GARP complex.